Suillus subaureus is the source of this 1581-nucleotide messenger RNA. Its product is annotated as amidase signature domain-containing protein. NCBI's taxonomy places the organism in Eukaryota, Fungi, Basidiomycota, Agaricomycetes, Boletales, Suillaceae. The coding region runs from base 1 to 1581 and encodes 526 amino acids. The transcript is spliced from 7 exons. The record is from RefSeq and is a predicted model, not a curated record.
AUGAUUUGCAAGACUUCCAGUCGCGCUUUGCCUGAUCUUUACGAGGCUUCAAUCGCAGAACUCCAAGAUGGCCUAGUAGAAGGAUACUUCAAUAGUGUUCAGCUCGUGAAGGCCUACCUGCGCAGAAUUGUGGAAGUUAAUUUGGAAGGCCCUGCAUUACAUGCGAUCAUCGAGACCAAUCUAAAAGCCUUAUCACAAGCUGCGGCCCUUGAUGAUGAACGGAAAGUCAAAGGUAGCCGUGGGCCUUUGCAUGGGAUACCUUUGUUGUUGAAAGAUAACAUUGCUACACUGCAUGAAGAAGGAAUGGAUACGACUGCAGGUUCCUACGCACUGCUAGGUUCUGUUGUCCCGCGAGACUCGUUUGUUGCAGCAAAAUUACGUGAAGCUGGAGCUAUAUUCAUAGGCAAAGCAAACCUCUCCGAGUGGGCUGGUAUGAGGGGACAAGUUCCCUCUGGAUUCUCGGGGCGUGGAGGGCAAACACUUUGUCCCUGCUACCCGAAUGCUGACCCACUCGGUUCAAGCUCCGGAAGUGGUGUUGCGAUGGCUAUUGGUCUAGCAGCCGGGUCUCUUGGUACAGAAACUGAUGGUUCUAUUGUUGACCCGAGCAGCAGGAACAAUGUCGUGGGUAUCAAGCCAACCGUCGGGCUGGUAUCCCGUUCAGGCGUGAUACCAAUCUCUUCCCAUCAAGAUACUGCUGGCCCGAUGUGUCGCUCUGUCGCUGAUGCCACCCUGCUAUUAAACUGCAUUGCUGGGCCCGAUCCUCGAGAUGAAGCUAGUUUGCAUCAGCCCGGAGUGAUCCCAAACUACAUGAGAGCGCUCGAUAAAAAUGCCCUUAAAGGCGCUCGUCUUGGGGUGCCUCGUUCCUUCAUCCGCAAUGUCAAGGCAAUUGAAGAGACAUUCAACUCCUCUCUUGACAUUUUUCGAGCUUUAGGCGCGGAAAUCAUCGACCCUGCGGAUUUCCCAGCCACAGAAGAACUAUUAACAUCGAAAGCGGAGCAGUUGGUCUCGGCCGUGGAUUUCAAGAUUGAUAUCAACAAGUACAUAUCAGAAUUGGUCGAAGUCCCGACAGGCGUGAAGGCGCUCGCAGAUCUGAUAGAAUUCAACAAGACUCAUGUAGAUCAAGAACUUCCAGCGCCGUUUUAUACAGAUCAAUCCCAAUUCAUCGAAUCGGAAGCUGCACAGGUUGAUGACGCCUAUUUUGCGGCGCUGGCGAAGGACUUCGAGUUGGGGCGCACGAGAGGAAUUGACGGUACCCUGGCCCAGUUCAAUCUCGAUGCCAUAAUUCUACCAACCGAUGCCCUAGCGCCCCUACCCGCAGCAAUUGCAGGGUAUCCGUUGAUCUCAGUGCCCCUCGGCUUUCAGUCAGAUGACGUCAAAGUGCUUCCUGAGACGCCAUCACCACUUCACACUCAAGCUCCGGGACUUCCUUUUGGAAUCUCUUUUAUGGGUACUGCGUAUAGCGAGUUCAAGCUCAUCGGCUACGCCUAUGCGUUUGAGCAGGCUACCCACGUGAGGCUUCAGAGAAGGGCAUAUGCCGAUGCGAUUCCUAGGACUCAGUUAACUGAUGUCGUGUUUCAGUGA